Spodoptera frugiperda (fall armyworm) is the source of this 3063-nucleotide messenger RNA. RefSeq lists its product as uncharacterized. The transcript has 2 exons. The record is from RefSeq and is a predicted model, not a curated record. The coding region runs from base 180 to 1922 and encodes 580 amino acids. NCBI's taxonomy places the organism in Eukaryota, Metazoa, Arthropoda, Insecta, Lepidoptera, Noctuidae.
AGUACAAAACCUCCCUACUAUAUAAUCGAGUGCGCGAUAAUCAAGCACCAAUUACAAGUCCUAAUCUGAACAGUGAAUACAACGCAACAAUUAGCAGUAAUUGUGCAACAUCUUAUAAGAAAACUUUGUAUUUUAGUGUUUAAAACUUUCAACAAAGGAACACAAGAAUCAUAUAAAAAAUGAGGAUCUACUACUUUCCGAAAUUAGUCGCCGACACGGCAGAAGAGUUUGAAUUAAAGAAUUGCAGCGUCGUGAUUGACGGGCAAAACUUUCUCCAUAAUAAGUACCAAUCAUCUAAGAUACCUUUUACGUUUGGUGGGGACAUGGAUCGGUACGCAACACACGUACACGACAAUCUACUGAAUAUGUUUAAAAAGGCCAACGUAAAAUGCUACUUCGUGUUCAAAGGCGGUGACACGGAUAUUAACAAGAAGAUUAAAAAAUUUGGUCGUUUCGUCUUCGAUAAAAGUGUAAACAAGGCUGAAUUUUUACGACCUAUACUAUUGAGAGACACUAAUGUACAAAUAGUACACGACGCGGGCUCACAACACGCGUUCUGCAUUACAGAAAGUAAGGAUGAUUGCAUUGCUUUAGCCACGAGAUUAGAAUGUCCUAUUAUCAGUAAUGAUAUAGAAUACUGCUUUAGGACAGCGCCAUACAUUCCGGAAACUACAUUGGCAUUUGACAGCACGACAAAUACGAUUCACUGUCGACGGUACACACUGCAGAAUUUUCUCAGGAGAAACAAUCUAACUGAGAGCAAAAUGGUUAUAUUUAGAUGUCUAUCCGACGCUAUAUUUCCUGGUAAAUUUUUUGACGAAUUACUAAGAUCAUGGAAUGUUGUAAACGAAUCUAACGAAGAAGACUAUUACGUAAGAAAUCAACAACUGAUAUUGUGGUUAUCGCAGCACGAGGAGCAAGAAAUACGUCGUAGUAUUUCAGAAUAUUUGCAAAGCGAAGAUGAUAGAAGUAAGUUUUGGGCAGCACACAAGUCUACGUUACUAGACAUACCGAAGACGGAAGGUGGUUUCGCGACCGAAUACCUGAUCAACUCGCAGCUUGAUAUAGGAGUCGAAGACCCCGACUGGUUCGAGAAGGGGGUGGUGUGCGAACACAUACCGAGUAUGUACGUAAACUUGUACAAAUGGCGAGUCGUCCAAGGCUCCUGGUUCGACAGGCAAGACAACAAUAACAACGACAGUUUUCUACUUUCAAUUGAUAUAACAAAAUACGCAUACAAUCUUCUAACAAAUUACAAAAGGGCUACUUUGAAACUGUAUCAUGACAAUGAAAAUUAUACGGAGAUAGACACGGUAGACCCGUGCGUGCCGCGCCCGGACUACGAUUGCCAAGUAUCUGUAUUCGAGAAUGGUUGGGAGGAUAUAGAUCGUUGGAACCUAUUUCAGCAUUUCUUGCAACAUAAGGGUAUAAACAUUGAAAUGUUAUCUAAACUACCAGAUGACAGCGUGCUGCUGUUCAUAGCACUGGUGUAUUUUGCUUGUAGGAAAGAGGACGUAUCAAAGGAGACUAGAGCGAUUAUAUUGUGUUACGUAUUGCUGAACGCUCAAUCUCUAUUGGGCACUGAUUUGAAAGAUUUGAAGGAAGCGAAUCGCGUUAAAGGAUAUUUUGAGAGUGGGAAAAGGAGAUACGUUGGACAAGUAAUGAAAAACUUUGACGAGUUCCUAUUCUGUUUGCAGCAAAUGAAUUAUUUGAAUAAGCUAUGCGGAUCUCCUUACAAGGAGACGUGUUACAGUAGGGUGUGCAAAGGGACACUUAUUUAUUCGUUGUUCAUUGCUAUGGACAUUUCGUUGAAACCUUGCGAUGUUUUUAUAAGCGACUCGCUAAAAUAUGCCCCUUCAGUUUUAACAUUGUUUAAUAAACUGAUUCGAAGCUACAAAGCCCUACUGAGUACAGCUAAGUAGUCAAAAUCACCUGUUGUUUUUAAUAUCAUGACUGUCAUAUUUAUUAUUUGUGUAGGAAUAAGAUUAAUAUUGUAUUCAUUGUUUUUGCUCUUACUUAUGGCUUGAAUUUAUCGAGCGUUGUCUUGAGUUGGGUAAAAUAGGCUAUUCAAUUGCGAAUUUUCUGAAAUUUGGGUCACCAAAAAUACAAGUUAUCGUGAAUGACUAACUGUCGCACUCAGAGACAUUAAAUGAUUACUUAAACUAUUCCUUACUAACAUUUUGGUUGCGGAAACAAUUACUAAGAACCCGGUUAAGUAACCAUUAAAUGACUCUGUGUGUCGCGGUUAACAUCUAAAAUUAAUAAUAACCAAUGGAAAUUCAAAAUCUAUGGAUUAAUAUGGAAUUUUGACAUUAUGCCACACAUAAUGGGUUUUCAUAAAAAACCGAAACCAAUCUAGAGGUUUUGGAUUAAGAUCGGUUAUUCAUUUCGGCCGUCAGGGAACCGAACCCGAGAUCUCGAGCUUAUACAAUGUGAUAGGGGCGAGACUUCUAACCUGUUAAGGCUGAGUACUACAUCUAAUUUUAUCGACAAAAGUCGGGGGUCGAAGGGGUCGAAUCCCCUCCCCCUAAAAAUUAUGGCUAUUUUAAUAUUUUUUUUUACUUUUUUUGAUAUCAAAGAUUGUAUGCGUCAGAGAAACAAAAAAAAAAACGACAAACGGUAGCUAAUAACCUUGGCUAACUAAUUCAUUACUUUUUUCAUAUGUUCGAUAAUGUUUUGGUGAGAAAAAAAUCAUUUGUGAAUUAUUUUUACCGAAAAAUUCACUAUUUUUCAAUAUUUUCAAUUAGGGGUUCAACCCCCCAUAUUAUUUUUUUUGUCGAUAAAAUUAGAUGUAGUACUCAGCCUUAACGGGUUAGAAGUCCCACCCCUAUCACAUUGUAUAGUAGCCAGCUCUUUUCAAACGAGUCUAUAUUUAGUAUUUUUAUAAUCAAUCUAAUCUAGAUAUUGAAAUAUUGUUAGGUAGUUUAUUCAUAAGAAUAUUGUUUAUUUUUAAAAAGUUGUCUAUAACAUAAGCUGUGAUUAUUCAAAAUUAUAACUUAAUCAUGUAAUUUUAAGGUCUACAUUUGUAUCUUAUUUUUUUAAAAUAAAAAAUCAAUCUUUGGA